AUGAACCAUAUUCAUAUAAUUAUUUUAUUAAGUUUUCUAUUGUCUAUUGGUUUCUUAUCAUCAAUUCUUUCAUGCGCUUUGUUUUCAAAUUGGCUUCCUUUAUCUGUUGUUGUUAUAUAUAUACUCGCACCUUUACCCAAUGCAAUAUGUAGUAGAAUGUCAGAUACGCAUGAUUUUAUUAAUGAUUCAUUUGGAAAUGGAGUUGAAAAUGUUGGACGAUUUAUCACGGGAAUUUUAAUUGUUUCGGGGAUUACAUUGCCUAUCACACUUGAACAUGCAGGGCUUAUUGUUAGACACGCAACUAUCAUGAGUAUAUCGGGUGGUCUUUUAAUAUAUAUAACAAUCCUAAUUUACUCAAAUAUAUUUAUGAAGGACAAUGCCGAAUUUUAA
This is a messenger RNA of Pneumocystis murina B123, 390 nucleotides long. RefSeq lists its product as hypothetical. The record is from RefSeq and is a predicted model, not a curated record. Gene Ontology annotation, cellular component: endosome; Vps55/Vps68 complex. The coding region runs from base 1 to 390 and encodes 129 amino acids. The transcript is spliced from 6 exons. Lineage: Eukaryota; Fungi; Ascomycota; Pneumocystomycetes; Pneumocystales; Pneumocystaceae. Gene Ontology annotation, biological process: late endosome to vacuole transport via multivesicular body sorting pathway.